AUGCAUCUCCCAGUCGAUCCACAGUUGACACUUCCUGACCUACUGGUGAUGAAAGAGCUGCUCAGUCAAAACGAAUUAGAUCAUGAGCACAUUAGCAGCAGUAAAGACACCGUUCAGAGGCUGAAGUCUCUCAAUGACCCCUCUGACGCCAAUUUCGACCCCACGGUCUUCCAAUUUUGGGAGACACAUCUGCUGCGGGAGAAGCUGCCCCAUCCCAUCCGACAGUACAUAUUGGAGCCGUAUAUUCGCUGGGCACAGCGUAUAGUGCGCUUUCCAACCGAUGUGGUGAUGCUCACGCACCUCCUACUUUACCUCACCACCUCCAUCCCCAGCGCGCUGUGCCUCUACCGCUACCACUUUAGUUGGAUCCAUGGCCUUCUCCACUGGAUCGUGCACGUAUGGUAUGCGGGCAGCUACACGCUCAUGAAGCAUCAGUACGUGCACAUGAACGGCGUCUUGGCACCUAGAUAUCGCCUCAUCGACCUCCUCUUUCCAUACAUCGUUGAUCCAUUGGUGGGUCACACGUGGAAUUCAUACUACUACCACCACAUCAAGAUGCACCAUGUCGAGGGCAAUGGGCCCUUGGAUCUCAACUCCACCAUGUGGUACGAUCGAGACUCCAUCGCCGAUUUCGCUCGCUAUGUGGGCCGGUUCUUUUUUUUCGUCUCGCUGGAGCUGCCGCUGUACUUUCUUCGAAAGGGCAAGUAUUCCACUUCGCUGAAGACCGCUUUCUGGGAGUUCAGUAACUACCUGGCCAUUUUUCUGCUGUACCGCUACGGUCAUGCACAGGCCACGAUCUGCGUCUUUCUUUUACCCCUUUGGACACUCCGUGCGGGACUAAUGGCAGGUAACUGGGGCCAGCACGCCUUUGUGGAUCCCCAUGACCCCUCAUCGGAUUUCCGAUCUAGCAUCACCUUGAUCGAUGUCGCCAGUAAUCGCUUCUGCUUUAACGACGGUUAUCACACAUCACACCAUCUGCAUCCCCGGCGCCAUUGGAGGGAACAUCCAGUGGCGUUUUUGCGGGACCAGGAACGCUAUUCGGACGAGCGGGCGCUGGUGUUUCACAAUGUGGAUUACCUCAUGCUGACCUUGAACCUUCUGCGGAAGAACUAUACACACCUCGCCCAAUGCAUGAUCCCAGUUGGCGCUGAGCAGAGAGCGAUGAGUCUUAAGGAGCGCGCAGAAUUGUUGCGCAGUCGGACCCGAAGAUUUCCCGACCAGGUUUUGGAACGGAACGGCGCAUCUAAGCGGCGGUAA
Messenger RNA from Penicillium digitatum Pd1, 1257 nucleotides. Its product is annotated as Fatty acid desaturase, type 1. Lineage: Eukaryota; Fungi; Ascomycota; Eurotiomycetes; Eurotiales; Aspergillaceae. The record is from RefSeq and is a predicted model, not a curated record. Gene Ontology annotation, biological process: lipid metabolic process.